Messenger RNA from Trypanosoma theileri, 1350 nucleotides. Its product is annotated as T-lymphocyte triggering factor. The transcript has a single exon. NCBI's taxonomy places the organism in Eukaryota, Euglenozoa, Kinetoplastea, Trypanosomatida, Trypanosomatidae. The record is from RefSeq and is a predicted model, not a curated record. Gene Ontology annotation, cellular component: Golgi apparatus; motile cilium; microtubule. Gene Ontology annotation, biological process: cell motility. Gene Ontology annotation, molecular function: microtubule binding; small GTPase binding. The coding region runs from base 1 to 1350 and encodes 449 amino acids.
AUGCCCCCAAAGACUGCGCGUGUGGGGAGGACCAAGUCGGUCGCGGCGCCGAGCGACCCGAUGGCGGACCUCACGGCCGUCGCCCCCGUCCACGCGACCCUCGCGGCGGCGGAGCGGCAGCGGAAUUAUUUUCAGGUCGAGCGCGACAAGGUGCAGGCGUAUUGGGAUCUCGCCCGGCGGGAGGUCGCCAACCAGCAGGACGCCCUUCUCAACGCCGAGGCCUCCCUCGAGGAGAUGGAACGGGCCCAUCAGGUCGAGAUGAAAGUCUACAAGCAGAAGGUGCGGCACCUGUUGUAUGAACAUAAGAUGAAGGUGAAGUCCUGUAAGGAAGAGAGUGAUCGGAUGUUGAAGGAGGCAGAGGAAAAACAUCAGAAGCGGAUGAAUAAUAUUCGAACCCUUAUGCAGCAACAUACCAAACAACUGGAAACGGGAGCGGAGAAUUAUGAGAUGAAAAUUGAGGAACAACGGGACUCUCAUAAUUAUAUGGUUACAGCAACAAAGAAACAGAGUCAUGAAAAAGAACUCGCCCGUCAACAGGCCGCGUAUGAUGCUAAACUCAAGGCUUUACGAGAUGAAUUAGAAUUACGUCGACGUGCAGAAAUUCAUGAAAUUGAAGAGCGAAAGAAUGAACAUAUUAAUGCUCUUAUUCAACAACAUGAAGCGAAAUUUCAAGAAAUGAAAGCUUACUACAAUCAAAUUACUACUAAUAAUUUAGAGAUUAUUCAAUCUCUAAAAGAGGAAAUAGCUCAAAUGAAGAAAAAUGACGAACAUAACGAAACACUAAUGUAUGAUAUUGAUCGUGAAAAUCAAAAUUUAGUGGCCCCUUUAGAGGAGGCUCAACGUGAAGUAGCAGAAUUACAACAAAAACGAAAACAAUAUGAACAAGAUAAACGUAGUCUUGGUAUGACUCGUGCUAAAUUACGUUCACUACGUGAAGAAAUAUGGCGUUUACGAGAGGAACAUAAAGCUCUAGAAGAACGUUAUUCUCGCGUUCAUCAAGAACGGGAAGAACUUAAAUCUAAAUUCGAGUCUGCUCUUCGUCAAGCGAUGGAAGUAGUGGAAGAACGUAAUGAAGUACUACAACAGAGAUUAAUUGAAUCACACGCACUGGUAGAAGAAAGAGAUGCACAGUUGGAUGGUGUACUUAAUGCAAUGCAUCUUGAACCUGCUGCAUUAGAUCUUAUCGCCACUGAAGUGGAUCGUACCUUAGAGAGGAAGAAUCAGAUGAUUAAGGAUUUGCAUUUUGAGUUGAAAAAGGGAGAGAAACUACUAAACGCUACACUUGUUGAGUUAGAAAGACGUUGUCAGGCAGUGAAUCUCCCGCCACUUCCUCGGGAUACUUUCUUUUAA